UACAUAUGGGCAUACGUAUAUAUUAGUUAAUUAAUUUUUUCUCAAUUUACAACUGCUUGAUAAUUAUUUAUUUAAUUAAUUAAUAUACUGGUGGAUAUUAUUCAACAUUAUUGUUUUUUCCUUCACCCUUUCUCACAGUAUAUUUCUCUCAUUGUAUACCUACAUUCUCUUUAUUCUCAACAUGUCUGAGGAAAAUAAAACUGUAUCUGAUCCUUCACAGGAUCGUAUUCAAACAAUGGUGGACGCAUCUGUGUCCAAAUCGGUUCAAGCAGCGAUUGUCACCUUACAAGACACAAUCACAAAAUCCAUGAACCUGGUUUUGGCACGUGCCACCCUUCAAAACCCCUCAGAUUUACCACCCCGAACUCCAUCUGACCAAUACUGGUCGCCCAAAGAAUCAGUCUCUGAACUGGCUAAGGGCUUUAAAGGACCUGGAAAGUCCAAAUCAAAGAGACGACAUUUGUCUGUUGAUCCUUAUUCCAAACCUACUAGAUACACUUUAGAAUCUCAUACCCCCUCCAAAUCACAGGCAAAUGACUCCGUCCCUAUAAGGGGAAUUAACCAGUCAGAUAAUACUUCUUCCACCCUAGAAGAGGCUCACUCCUCUAAACGGAAAAAAGUGGACUUUAGAUCCAAACCAGACUCCUUUAGAGAGUCCUCAUCUGAAGAUUCUGAUCACUCAGACAUUGAGGAUGUGGACGAUAUUUUAUAUAUCUCUGAGGAAGGUGGCUCAGACCAUGACGACCCUGCUCUGCAGGACGACACCAAAACAGGUGAUUCUAAUGACCCCUUUUUCGAUCCCUCAUUGAUUUAUCACCCUCGGUCAGGGGAAUGGUUACCUGAACCUAAGGUAGCUGAAUAUCUGGCUAUGUGGGUAUUUAAAUCUCUGGACAAGGCUUCUAGGAGCAAAUUAAAGUCAGAGUGCCCCCGCCCAUCUCUCCCGCAUAAUUCUUCGGCCACCCCCGAGUUGGACCCUUUACUCAAUAAAUUUUUAUUUAAGACGGGAAAGAAUCCAAAGAAAGGGAUCGACCGCAGCUUCAAGGCUUGCCAGGACAAACUUAUGGACCUGCUAGGUCCAUUAACCAAAAUUCUCAAUUUGGCAGAACUGGCUUCUAACUCAAAUACUUCGGUGGAUACCGAAACUCUGAAGGGAUGGGCUCAAAGAGCCAUAUGCUUAUUCGGCAAUGCCAAUGCCGCUCUCUCUACAGAGAGAAAGAGGUCUAUUCUAAUGAAAAUAGACCCGCAGUUGACCAAUUUGGCCUCUACGGAGCCACCUAAUCCUACUAAAGGAUUACUCUUUGGAGACGAGUUCAUAAAAGAAAUGAACAAAUACGUGGGCCUGUUUUCGUCUUUAAGUAAGGCACAGGUCUCUAUGAAGAAGGUCUUCUCUCAGAAGAUUUUUGGAAAGGCUGGAAGAGGCAGGGGCCGCUCUUCCAGCCGCUCAACUCAGUAUAGACCCCAAUAUAGAACCACAUAUAACCCACCACAACCCUCCUUCACUACACCCACCCCGACACCAUUCUUCCCAUACAGGGGCAGACCUUGGCGCGCACGAGGACAACGGGGUUACCCACGAUCCAGACCAUCUUCAGUGCAACAAUAACCCAUCAGUAUUCUUCAUCUGCAACCUCUUCGUAUGGUGGAUUUGAGGAGACUACGUCUUCAACGCCUCCGAACUUCGUUCCCUCGUUGUUUUCAGAAGUUUUCAUGUUCAUCGUCUUCAGUUCUAUCUUUCGUGUCUAAGGUAGUUCUUCUACAGAUUAUCCAGUUCACAGCAAAGAAGAGGAAGAUACCUGUGUGUGGAUUACCUUUAUUACCUGGGCUGUGGACUGAUUGGAUGAUCCAUAUAGCAUACUAGGUUACGUCCUAGGUUUCAUGGUUAUAUGCAUUACAUAUGUAAAACGUUUUUUCUUUUAUUAUAUACAAUAUAUGGUUGCUGCUGUGUCAGUAAAGAAGUCAUAUAAGCAUAAUACUCGCGUUUUGUCUUUAUUAAAAUCCAAAUUUUCCGUCACAAUGGAUAGGAAAAUUCCCAAUUAUCCCCUAUGUAUUCCUGUAUGUAAUCCCGUAUAAAUCCUUCAAACAAUUUACCCACAAUGCACGUUAGACUUACCGGUCUAUAGUUUCCUGGAGAAGACCUAGUGCCCAUCAUGUAAAGCAGAAAAUAUACGUGGACACACCCACUUUUACAAAACUGACGUGAACGGUGUAAACCGCGGCACAAAGCUCUUUGAAAUGUGUUCAAUAUUUUUUGCGCCAAAAUUUUGGCGCAAAAUUGAUUUUUUUGUGCCGCAAAAUUCUUUGAGAAUCUACCCUCUGUGUACUUUAUAAAUAUUUAU
This is a messenger RNA of Hyla sarda, 2336 nucleotides long. RefSeq lists its product as uncharacterized. The transcript has 2 exons. The coding region runs from base 182 to 1603 and encodes 473 amino acids. NCBI's taxonomy places the organism in Eukaryota, Metazoa, Chordata, Amphibia, Anura, Hylidae. The record is from RefSeq and is a predicted model, not a curated record.